This is a messenger RNA of Lachancea mirantina, 1329 nucleotides long. The record is from the annotation of a GenBank genome assembly. Lineage: Eukaryota; Fungi; Ascomycota; Saccharomycetes; Saccharomycetales; Saccharomycetaceae.
AUGCUGUUGAAAUUCUGCUCGACGGCUCCUUUGAGGCAGCUCAAAAGAGCUCAUUUUGAUGUCAAGAGCAUCGUGAAGAACUUACCCCAGCAUUUGGCGUCUAUCAAAGCCAGACAAUUGGCAACGGAAGAUGAGCUCGUUGCUCAAUUGCACAAUUUACCAGCUCAGCAAGAAGACUUGAGACAGCUGUCAACUGAAAAAGUAGAAAUACAGACCCUUAGGAAAGCAACUGAACGGAAAAUCAAGCAAGACGCUUCUAGGGAUCAUGAGUUGCGAGAUCAGCUCAAGUCGUUGAAAACCGAAUUUCAGUCAACUUCCGAAAAACACCGGCAACUUCAAGAAGUCGUCUACGAAACCUGCUUGUCGCUGCCGAAUCUCGUGGAGGAUUCCGUGCCAGCAGAGGAGCCAGAAUUAGUUCAGUGGGUCAACCCAUUGUCCAUGUACAGGGCCGAACCAGCCAGAGAUCAUGUCCAGAUAUUGGUUCGUAAAGGACUUGUUGAUUUUAAAGCAGGUGCCGAUAUAACAGGCAGCUCUUGGUACUAUCUACUUGGCGAUGCCGCCCUGCUUGAGCAGGCUUUAAUCGCUUAUGCGACUGCGAGAGCCAGAAAGCAGGGCUUUUCCAUGUGUAUACCUCCGAGUAUUGCACGAUGCGAAAUUAUCGACGCAUGCGGAUUUAGGCCACGCGACAUGAAUAAUGAACAACAGAUAUAUCAUAUUGCCGACUCUCAACUGGGACUUACUGCUACUGCCGAGAUUCCGCUAGCAGGACUAGCGGCAAACCGAGUCUUGGACCUGUCAAGCGGCCCUCGCAAGGUUUGUGGAGUCAGUAGAAGCUACAGAGCUGAAGCUGGCGCGAGAGGCAAAGACACGAGGGGUCUUUACAGGGUGCAUGAAUUCACGAAAGUUGAGCUUUUCUGCUGGUGCACGCCUGAAGAGAGUACUCGAAUUUUAGAGGAGCUGCGUGAAUUUCAAACGACAAUUGUCUCAGAACUGGGGCUUCCUGCCAAGGUUCUUAAUAUGCCGGCCAAUGACCUCGGAGCACCCGCUUACAAGAAAUACGACGUCGAAGCUUGGAUGCCCGGCAGAGGAUCGUUUGGCGAAAUAACCAGCACAUCUAAUUGCUUGGAUUUUCAAAGCAGGCGCAUGCAUACUAAAUUCAAAACCUCCCCCCAAGAGAAACCGCGAUAUGCGCAUACACUCAACGGUACCGCUAUGGCGAUCCCCAGAGUCAUUUUGGCCAUUGUCGAGAAUUUCUACAAUCCCGGCACAGAUAAAAUCGCAAUUCCUCUGGUGCUUCAUCCAUACAUGGACAACAAGACAGAAAUUUAA